This is a messenger RNA of Entamoeba dispar SAW760, 342 nucleotides long. RefSeq lists its product as uncharacterized. Lineage: Eukaryota; Evosea; Mastigamoebida; Endamoebidae. The record is from RefSeq and is a predicted model, not a curated record. The coding region runs from base 1 to 342 and encodes 113 amino acids. The transcript is spliced from 2 exons.
AUGUUAUUUGUGUUGUGUUUAUUAACUCUUAAAACUGAAUUAAAACCAUAUGACUAUAUAGUUAAGUCUGGAAUUGCUACUAAGGUUUAUGUUCCAUUGAGUUAUGAAGAUGAAAAAAAUACAUUACAAACAUUCUCCAUACAAAGAAUAGAAACAACAGACGAACCAAUCACAUUCAAAAUUAAUGCUAUGACUCUUGAAGCUGAAGGUGUUCCAACACCUAACAAUGAAGUUUAUAGUGAAUCUGAUGAACAAAGUAAAAGUGAAGAAACAUCAAUAGAUGGAACUAAUGCACUUGCCAUUGUUGGGUUGUUAGCAAUCAUCAUGUUGAUUGCAUUUUAA